ACUUUCAUUUGCCUCCGAGACAGGCAACAGUUCGGACGGCAUAUUAGGAAAAUAAAAUAAAUAUUCAAAAUUCAAAAAGGUCUCGAAAAAAUUAAAUCUCGCCAGGUGCGGCGCGUCCGAGAUGUCUGCACUGCGGAUGCUUCCGCGUGCUAGACCGAUGCACCUGGACCCCUGCGUGGCGAUGGGCCUACGUUACGCCAGCGGGGACCAGACCCGCUUGAUGAGCGGCGACCGCGAGGUGGUCGGAUACGGCAUCAACGGACGCUCCAUCUACUUCGACAGCCAGGACUGCCCCUUCCCGGCCAUUCGCUACCGCGAGGUCACCCCGGAGGUGUGCGCCCUCCGGGAGAAGGAGCUGGGCGAUUGGAAGAAGCUGUCGUUGUGCGAGAAGAAGGUGCUCUACCGCCAUAGCUUCUGUCAGACCUACGCCGAGUUCCAGAAGUUCUCGCCGGACUGGAAGCUGGUCCUGGGCGUUGGGCUUUGGGCGUUGGCGAUCGGCUGUGCUCUGUCCGUAAUGAGCAAGCUGAAUAUGUACAACGACCCGCCGGACACAUACGACGAGGAGCACCGCGCCGCCCAGCUGCGCCGAAUCAUCCAGCUACAAAUCAACCCGAUCCUCGGGCUGUCUUCCAAGUGGUGCUACGAGCGCAACCAGUGGAAGUAAGGAGGACCAUCUCCAAACCACAGACUAGACACAAAAUGCUGGUGAUGCCAAGGAUGAUUAUUGAAUUGCCGUUAGGUUUGGCAUCAACAACUAAAGCUACAACUUCAACUUCAACUACAACUUCAAAAACAACAACACAAGCUGCAAUUGUUGUGUUCUUUAACCCCACUUAACACCACUCGCCCACUACCUUGAAACUAUCAACAGCAUUAUCGAUUGCCAAGCAUCGUUACCUGUUCUAUCAUAAACUUAACUGCCAAAACUAAACCAUACUGGAUACUCGAUACUCGAUGAUACACUUUAUUUGCCUAUACUAACUUAACUAAGACUAGACUAUUCCGUGAAACUGACUACACACCCCUCCCUCAUAACACUAUUCGGCCAAACAAAUGUAACUAAAGCCCACAAUAUACCACUAACCGUAGCACAAUUAGGA
Messenger RNA from Drosophila bipectinata, 1100 nucleotides. RefSeq names its product Cytochrome c oxidase subunit 4-like (gene COX4L). Gene Ontology annotation, biological process: mitochondrial electron transport, cytochrome c to oxygen. The record is from RefSeq and is a predicted model, not a curated record. Lineage: Eukaryota; Metazoa; Arthropoda; Insecta; Diptera; Drosophilidae.